Hyposmocoma kahamanoa is the source of this 3993-nucleotide messenger RNA. RefSeq names its product eyes absent homolog 2 (gene eya). The coding region runs from base 113 to 2095 and encodes 660 amino acids. The record is from RefSeq and is a predicted model, not a curated record. Gene Ontology annotation, cellular component: nucleus. The transcript has 14 exons. Gene Ontology annotation, molecular function: protein tyrosine phosphatase activity. NCBI's taxonomy places the organism in Eukaryota, Metazoa, Arthropoda, Insecta, Lepidoptera, Cosmopterigidae. Gene Ontology annotation, biological process: multicellular organism development; negative regulation of extrinsic apoptotic signaling pathway in absence of ligand; positive regulation of DNA repair.
CUCAAAAACGAAAACGUAAGCGCAAAAUGACAGCUCAAAAUUUACACGCUCAAAGAACUGUCAAAGUGACAUUAGAGUGAGUGAGUGCGUUCGGAAUGUGCAGUCCAGGAUCAUGGUGACACUGAUGCCGUGUAGCUACCUUGGCGGCGCUUCACCGCGCUGCAGCUUGGACCACGCUGAGCCUAAGGCAAAACGGGCGAGACCUGAUACAAGCACCGAUGCGUCUGAGAGAUUAUCAGGGGAAGUCAACACAAGCCCGUGUGAAUCAGAAUCAACAUCAAACUCUCCCCCAUCACUACUACAGGAUGCAUCUCUACCUGCUCUACUAGUCUCAGGCGCAUCAACCCUGUUCCAAAGCACUACGACGACUACCAAUCCGUCGCUGAAUUUGUCAGCUGUCGACAGCUUAUGCUUGCCUGGUAGUUCGGAAGUAGAGAGCUGUAGUUUGGCCAACGGAUGCACGCCGAAUUCGUCACUGGGCGGUCUGGCGCUGCCGUUGACGUCAGCCGGUGGAUUGUGUUCGACCUCCUCGUCGUCUGCGGUUGCCUGGUUGAUGAAUGAAGAUAGUGCGGGUGGAGUCAAAAGCGAGGUGCGCAGCCCUGGGCUGUGCGAGGCGGACGUGGCGUUGUAUGGCGAGGCGCUGCCCUACGACCAAUCCACGUUGCCCUAUCAGUAUUACAAUAGCAUGCAGCAGUAUGGCGGCGGCAGUACCUCUUCGUACGUCAGCUCGCCGCUCUACAAUCAACCCUAUGCCGCGUACCCGCCAGCGCACAACACAAAUAAUAGGUCCUCGUGCAAAGCGACGCCGACGUACCUAAGCGCGUAUGGCGUCAGCGGUGUUGGCGGUGUCUCCAGCACCGGCUUCGGCGCGCAACCAUCGCCGUACUACAGCUCGUACAACGGCGGAUUAAGCCAGUCCUUUCCUGCUACCCAACAGGAUUACAGCAGUUAUGCGGCAGGUUAUGCGGAACAUAACGUGGCUCAGUACAGUGGGUACUACGCUACGCCCAGUUAUUCGCCGUACGUCAGCUCUCCCAGUAGCAGCGGCAGCGCCGGUCACACGUCAUAUCAUUUAGGUGGUGCACUUUCAGAAUCUCCAUCAUCAAUCCUUCCAUCAAUCAACGACACAAGCCCACUGUCUCCUAUCAAAAACGAGAUCCAUGCAGCUAGUCGAAGGUGUCGGGAAAACUCUGGUGAGAGUGCGUCAAGCCGCAGUCGCGGACGCGGUCGCCGCCACACCUCAUCCUCCCCCGCGCAGCACCCACCCGAGCCCAGUACCGAGCGUGUCUUCAUCUGGGACCUUGAUGAGACCAUUAUCAUAUUUCACUCGCUGCUCACUGGCACAUAUGCUACUAAGUACAAUAAGGAUACACAACAAAUAGUUCAAUUAGGUUUUAGGAUGGAAGAGAUGAUCUUCAGCUUGGCAGACACUCAUUUCUUCUUCAACGACGUUGAGGAUUGUGACCAGGAGCACAUAGACGCGGUAGCGGCCGACGACAAUGGCCAAGACCUGUCCGCAUACAACUUCGCAUCUGACGGAUUCCACGCGGGCGCGGCGCCCAACGCUGGCCUCUGCGCGCCUGGUGUCCGAGGAGGUGUCGACUGGAUGAGGAAACUUGCGUUCCGGUAUCGCAAGAUUAAGGAUACUUACAAUAAUUAUAGGAAUAGUGUGGGCGGCCUCCUAGGACCAGCAAAGCGAGAACAGUGGCUGCAACUGAGAGCAGAACUCGAACAGGCUACUGAUAACUGGUUGACGCUAGCCUGCAAGUGUCUCAACAUGAUAAACUCAAGGGAGAACUGCGUAAACGUACUAGUCACGACGACGCAACUCGUACCGGCACUUGCUAAGGUCCUGCUCUUCGGGUUGGGGGGCGUCUUCCCCAUCGAGAAUAUCUAUUCUGCUACAAAAACAGGCAAAGAAACUUGCUUCGAAAAGAUAAAGCAGCGUUUUGGCGAGCGAUGUACUUACGUCGUGAUCGGCGACGGACAGGACGAAGAAGCCGCGGCCAAAGCCAAAAACUACCCUUUCUGGAGGAUAUCCGGACAUUCAGAUAUAGCCGCGUUGUACAACGCACUCGAUAUGGGCUUCUUAUGAUUUGCUGAGAGCCUGGUACUUUUGUUAACAUGCGAUUCCUGUUAAAACCUUGUAAAUUAUUUAAAAUUAAUUAUUUAACAAUGAGCUUUUUAAGGCGACUGCGGAAUUUAUGCCAUUCACAUAAUACGUUCAUAAUGAACAAACAAAUUCGGUUAUUAAGACCGGACAUUCCGACGUAAUGGACUUGCUUUUGAUAUGGGCUUCUUAUGAAUGCUGAGAGCCUGGUACUUUUGUUCUAUGCGUUUCCUGUUAUGAAUGGAUUGAUUGUACAUUAAAAAAAUGCAAUAAGGCUUAGCAAUGUAGGUAUAAAUAAUGCCUCUUCAAAUAAUAAUCAAUUUAUCAAUACAUUGUACAAAUCAGAUAGGAAAUCCGGACGUUCUGACGUAACCGAGUUGCGCUUGAUAUGGCCUUCUUAUGAUUGCUGAGAGCCUGGUACUUUUGUUCUAUGCGUUGGACGUAGUUAAACAAAAAGGAUCCAACAAUGCACAUCCACUUUCGAGAUAAUUAUGGCAGUUUGAAGUAUUCUCUUGUUUUAUUUUCAAAACUUAUAAUGUCAUGUAACUCCAGAGAUAUUUAUUUAUGUUUAUAUUGGAUUUUUUGCUGAUCUACGAGGAGUUAGAUUUACGAACCGUUUGGUACGUAUAACUCAUAAUUUGAUAAUUUUGUGCAUUGGAUCCUUUUUGCUUAACUACGUCCAAUUUGUACAUUAAAAAAUAAACAAUAAGGCAACAACGUAAGUACUAUUGAAUAUUAUAAUGCCUCUUCAAAUAAUAACUAAUUUAUCCAUACAUGACACAAAUGCGAUAGCAAAUCCGUACACUUCUUGUGAUUACUGAAAGCCUGGUACUUUUUUCUAUGCGUUUCGUGCUAUAAAUUGUUUGAACAAGCUGUAAUAUAAUUAUAUACUAUUUGUAUGCCUCCUAAAAUGAUAAAUUUAUUCAUGCCAUGUACAAAUUCGUAUAGAAAAUCCGAACAUUCUGAAUCCGCAUAGCGCUUAAUAUGGGCUUCCUAUGAUUUACUGAGAGCCUGGUACUUCAAUAUUUUGAAUGUGAAUUUGAGUGCAAUUCUAGAUAAUUACCACCAACAUAAUAAAUAUGAGAGUUUAUUGAGUCAACUUAAAAAAGGCAGGUCAAGCAAAACUUACAAUAUCCUUUUAUAAAUAAGCUUUUAAGUCGUAAAAAUUUUACGAAAACAAAUUAAUUAUUGUUGAGAAAAUAUACAGUAAACGUCACUUCAAUAUCUAAACAGUUAGGUCAACUUUUAAUUUAAGUUGUUAUGAUGUUCUGAUACCGACAUGUCACCAACAUCAUCAACCCCGAUACUCGUCUGGCAAUCCCUUCCGACCUCUGCAAUAAUGUAUAAAACAUUAAUUGUGAUCGUCAAUUUCCGCCAAAACACGAAUAGCUCCGAAGCUUGGACUUAGAAAAUAAUUUCGCGAUGUUGUCAAAAAGACAUUACGAUCUAUGACGAACUACGUAUCGCGCUCGUUUCACAUUCAUAGUAUUUAGGGCGUGUGUUAACCCAGCGUGUUCGUGGUCGAGUUUUCGAAAUUUAACUAGUCAGAUAAAAGUCACCAUUUAGUGGGUUCUAGUCACAAAAAGCUAAAUUUAGUCGGUCCGCCGUUCAAAAGUAUUAACGGUGUUUUACUGUCCACUCUGGAAUAAGCUUAUUCCAGCGGCAUCAUUUCUCAAUCUCAAGAACCAAAACACUUAGCUUCGAUUUGAUUGCACUAAAAAAUAGUCGUGAUUUAAUCCAUUCUAGUCGUAAAAAACUACAUUUAGUCGCUAUGCCGUUUUGAAGUUCUAAGGAUGUUAUACCGUCCAUCCUGGAAUAAGGUUAUUCCGGCGGCGCUAUUUUUGAAUCUCGAGAACUUCCUUAAAUACAUAUUAUUCAUUAUG